AUGAGUUCUAUGAAAGCAUUUCUAUACUUUCUAUUUUUUCUCCAUCUCCAGCACUACUUUUUUCAAGCCACCUCACGAUCUACUACACGUUUAGCCACCGCUGGCGCUGAUCCAAGCCAUGUCAAUCUUCGGGUCCAGUCAGUUGAGUCAGAACAUGACGGUAACGCUUUUGCUGACAAAGCAGCGGAACUAGCUGUCGUUGUUAAGAAAGGCGGUGGCGGAGGUGGACACGGCGGAGGUGGACGUGGCGGAGGUGGACGCAGCUCUGGUGGAGGAGGACGAGGAGUGUAUCCAGGUUUUGGAGUAGGUGGUGGAUCGCAUCACCACGGUGGUAACCGUUCAAGCGGCUACCGGAAAAGUGUUAGCGUUCGGCUAGGUUUAUCGACUUUACUCGGUUUAGUUUUGGGUUUUUAG
This is a messenger RNA of Brassica oleracea var. oleracea, 414 nucleotides long. Its product is annotated as neuropeptide-like protein 32. Lineage: Eukaryota; Viridiplantae; Streptophyta; Magnoliopsida; Brassicales; Brassicaceae. The coding region runs from base 1 to 414 and encodes 137 amino acids. The transcript has a single exon. The record is from RefSeq and is a predicted model, not a curated record.